CAAAAACCUCUUGUUGAAGUCUCUGUCUGGGUUUUAGGCAAAAGAAAAAAACUGGAAUGGCAGUGUGGAGGAGUUGUUUACGCGCCUCCUCCUCUCGUCACCGUUUAUCUUCUCUCUUCUUCUCCCACCACCUCAAACCCUCCUCCUUCAUCUCCCAUUCUCCUCCUCUCUUCUCUCCCUCGCCGUCACCAUCUCCGACGUGUUUCUCUCCUCUCCACCGAUUACUCUCUUCUGGACCAGAAUUCCCAAUUGGGUCUCAAGAAAUCAUCCCUACCGAUGAUUCUUCUUUACCUGUUCUCGCCGUCGUUGAUUUCCUCGAAGGCUUUCAUGAAUUCACAGGAUUGCCUUGGUGGAUGAUUAUUGCAUCUUCUACUGUUGCUGUUAGAUUAGCUUUAUUGCCUUUACUCAUACUUCAACUCAAGAAAUUGAAGACCAUUUCAGAGCUGCUACCGAAGUUGCCUAUGCCGAUCCCAGAGACUCCAACGUUGAAAGGAUCUAUUGACCAGUUUUCUCAUUUUCUUAAAGAGAGUCGAGCAAUUGGGUGCCCCUCCUUUUUGUGGUUCUUCCCAUACUUAUCUGUCCAGCUCCCAUGCUUUUUCUUGUUGAUGGCUAGCAUCCGGAAGAUGUCACUAGAUGGUCACCCUGGCUUUGAUUCUGGUGGUGUCUUAUGGUUCCAGAACUUGAGUGAUCUUCCUGGUGGCUCUUUUGGACCAGUCUUCCCAAUUUUAAUUGCUACCUUCCAUUACAUUAAUAUACAGAUUUCUUUUGAUACAUCCACAAUUCGUCAAACUACCGGCUUGACUGGGCUGCUCAUGAGAUAUUACAAGUUAUAUCUGGAGAUCUUAAGCGUUCCUCUGUUUUUUGUUGGCUAUGCUAUUCCACAGGGAAGUCUUGUCUACUGGGUAACCAACAGCUCAGUAAAUAUCUUUCAGCAAUUAUCUCUCAAGCACCCUACUGUAGGAGCAAAACUUGGUUUACUGAGUCAGGGGGCCACUCCAGGCAUGGGACAUUCCAUGGAGAUCAGCGAAUCUGUGAUCAAGUAUGUGGACUCUGACUCAAAAGAACAGACCCUUUCUCUACAGACUCUAACACCAGAAGAACUUCUUUCUCUUUCAGUUCAGGUCUUGUCCAAAGGUGAUAAAGAAACAUCCAUUCAGUUGCUUCGAUUAGCUCUUGAAAAGGAUCCUGGAUAUGUAAGAGGUUUGGUUCUCAUGGGGCAGGCGUUGUUACAGAAGACGCAGUUGUCAGAAGCUACUGAAUAUUUAGAGCUUGCUAUCUCCAAGCUCCUUGAUGAGGAUCCAUCUGAUGCUGAGGAUGUUGAACUUUUAAUGCUUGCAUCUCAGUGGGCUGGUGCUGCAUACGUACAACAGGGAAAACUGAAAAGCGGAAUCAUACACUUGGAAAGAGUAGCGAAACUGAGAGAACCUGGUGAUCCUAAAAGCAAAGAGCAUUACUUUGAGGCAUUGCUGCUUCUUUCAAGCGCUUUGUACAAAGAAGGGCAGAGUGAUGAAGCUGCAAAGAUUUUACGAGUAGUAGUGGAUCACAAUCCGGCGUACAAGCCUCUGCUGGAACAGUGUGAAGAUGAGAAUGAGCUAGUUAGCGAUCUUGUCAGUCGCAGAAAGGAUCAUUUCUGAUUUUCUCCACGUGUGCAAACCGCAUUGUAAGUAUUUGAAUACUACGAGAGCGUUCAACUUUCAAUAGUUCAUAACCUUGUAGGUUAGUAAUACUGUAAAUGUGUAAUCCCAUUGAUGUAAUACUAUAAAACAUUCAAAAUAG
Arabidopsis thaliana (thale cress) is the source of this 1776-nucleotide messenger RNA. RefSeq names its product Membrane insertion protein, OxaA/YidC with tetratricopeptide repeat domain-containing protein. The transcript has 13 exons. The record is from RefSeq and is marked reviewed. Gene Ontology annotation, biological process: mitochondrial respiratory chain complex IV assembly. The coding region runs from base 57 to 1634 and encodes 525 amino acids. Gene Ontology annotation, cellular component: chloroplast thylakoid membrane; membrane. Lineage: Eukaryota; Viridiplantae; Streptophyta; Magnoliopsida; Brassicales; Brassicaceae. Gene Ontology annotation, molecular function: membrane insertase activity.